AUGGCACCUUUGAAGACAUUUACACGCGAUGAAGUAGCUCGCCAUUCGUCUGAGGGCGAUCUAUGGAUUGUCAUUGACGGCGAGGUUUGGGACAUGAGCAUGUUCGUUGACAUGCACCCAGGUGGUGUAUCUCCCAUCAUGCAAUAUGCCGGCAAGGAUGCAACAGAUGCCUUUUAUGGUUUGCAUCGUCAAGAAGUGCUCCGCAAAUAUGCACGCUACAAGAUUGGUACUAUUGAAGGCGAAAAGCAGCAAAUCGAGUUCCGUGAACCAGGCAGUCUUUCCAAGGUUCCUUAUGCCGAAUCAAGUGCUUGGAUGGGCUUCCGAUCCCCAUACUUCAAGGAAACACACUUCAAGUUCCGUACCGCUGUUCGCAAGAUUAUGGAUGAACUUGCACCAGAAGCUCGUGAAUUUGAAAUCAAUGGUGAACGACCCAGCAAUGAGUUUAUGGAAAAGAUGGGUGCAUCUGGAUUGUUGGCAUGCAACAUUGGUCCUGGUUCAUUCCUUCGAGAAUUCAAUGUCCAACUUCCUGGUGGUGUGGCUCCUGAAGAAUAUGAUUACUUUCACGAGAUGAUCGUACAUGAAGAAAUGGCACGUUGGGGCACACGUGGAACUGAUGAUGGCGUCAUUGGUGGCAUGACCAUUUCUUUGCCCACAGUGCUCAACUUUGGCUCCCCCGAACUCAAGCGCAAAAUCGUACCCGAAGUAUUGGCUGGUCGUAAGCGUAUGGCCCUUGCAAUCACUGAGCCCUAUGCAGGAAGUGAUGUUGCCAACAUCCAGACCACAGCCACUCGUACUCCUGAUGGAAAGCAUUUUAUCGUCAAUGGUGUCAAAAAGUGGAUCACUACUGGAUGCUGGGCAGAUUACUUUUCGGUAGCUGUGCGCACUGAGAAGGGUAUCUCCAUGCUUUUGAUUGAACGCAGUGAAGGUCUCGAAACCAAGCCUAUCAAGACAUCCUAUUCGCCUGCAGCUGGUACGGCUUAUGUAUCAAUGGACAAUGUCAAGGUCCCUGUGGAAAACUUGCUUGGCAAAGAAGGUCGUGGUUUCCUUGUUGUUCUCUCCAAUUUCAACCAUGAACGAUGGGUCAUGUUGACCGGAUCUUCUAUGGGUGCUCGUAUCGCAGUUGAAGAAUGCUUCAAGUGGGCCAUGCAACGCAAGGUAUUUGGCAAGCGAUUGAUUGAUCAAGCAGUUAUUCGUGCCAAGUUGGCCAAGAUGAUUGCCAGCGUUGAAAGCGUCCACAGUUGGAUCGAAAACAUCACAUAUCAAAUGUGCCACAUGAAUUAUCGUGAGCAAUCUGAAAAGUUGGCAGGACCCAUCGCAUUGUGCAAAUACCAGGUGACACGUAUGCUACACGAGGUUGCUGAUGAAUCGGUUCAAAUCUUUGGUGGGCGUGGUAUUACCCAAACUGGAAUGGGUCGCAACAUUGAAUUGCUCAAUCGAACAUACAAGUUCUCGGCCAUUUUGGGUGGAUCAGAAGAAAUCAUGGCUGAUCUUGGCGUACGUCAAGCGAUGAAAAAGUUCCCCACGGAUGCCCGUCUCUAA
Messenger RNA from Lichtheimia ornata, 1539 nucleotides. RefSeq lists its product as uncharacterized. Gene Ontology annotation, molecular function: heme binding; flavin adenine dinucleotide binding; oxidoreductase activity, acting on the CH-CH group of donors. Bases 1 to 1539 code for a protein of 512 amino acids. The record is from RefSeq and is a predicted model, not a curated record. The transcript is spliced from 10 exons. NCBI's taxonomy places the organism in Eukaryota, Fungi, Mucoromycota, Mucoromycetes, Mucorales, Lichtheimiaceae.